This is a messenger RNA of Nerophis ophidion (straightnose pipefish), 2741 nucleotides long. It is a transcript of the gene tor4aa, whose product is annotated as torsin family 4, member Aa. Lineage: Eukaryota; Metazoa; Chordata; Actinopteri; Syngnathiformes; Syngnathidae. Gene Ontology annotation, cellular component: endoplasmic reticulum lumen; nuclear envelope. The transcript is spliced from 4 exons. Bases 321 to 1628 code for a protein of 435 amino acids. The record is from RefSeq and is a predicted model, not a curated record. Gene Ontology annotation, molecular function: ATP binding; ATP hydrolysis activity.
UUUUUUUUUUUUUUGUCGAAUCCGAUCUUUUUAGUGGCCGUUGAAGGAUUUUGUGUAAUCAAAGUCAACAUUUUCUCACUUGCAUCAUUUCACUUCAAAGAUUAGACGCCAUAGAAGAAGUCCAACAUUCUGGAAGUUGCUCUGAAGUCCGCGUGACGCACGUGUCUGCGGGACAGCAGCAUGGCGCCUUCACCAGAGAAGAAGAGGAAGUGCAUGACGCCACCACAGCAGGAUGAGGGGGCGGAGCCUGAGAGUGCAGAGUCAGUGAAGGUGCAGCCGUGCAAUAAUGGAGGCAGCACGUCGCCUGUGAGACCUCAGAGAUGAGCGACAUGGGCAGCAGCUCGUCGGCCUCCCACACGGGGGAGGGGGAGGAGUCGGAGGAGUCGUGGGGUGAGGAGGACGAAGAGAUGAAGAUGGAAGACCGCCAGGGUCCCGCCCCCAGCCUGUCCAGCUUGUCGUCCACAGUGCGGGCCGUCAUCCGCAUCAAGCAGAAGUACCAGGCCUUGAGGAAGCGGCGCCAGGAGAUGGCGCUGGUCCUGGGGGGCCACGGGGACCUGGCCGGGGCCCCCUGCCGCACCAGCCCCAAAAUCUUCACCUUUGACGCCAUGACGGCGUCCAGCCACUCGUCGCUGUCCUCGUCCGCGUGCCCGCCGCGCAAGAAGAGGAAGAGGAAAAGGCGGGUGUUGUACCCCAACAGGAGGCGCCGGCGAGCGCCCAAGCGGGAGCACAGCCCGGCCGAGUGUUGUCUCUACCUGCUCAGCGCCAUCGUCUUCCUCCAGGUGUACAACGCCAUCGAGAACCUGGACGACCACGUGCUGCGAUACGACCUGGAGGGUCUGGAGAAGACCCUUAGGAGGGAGGUGUUUGGCCAGCAGGGGGCGGUGGAGGGUCUGCUGUCCCACCUGAAGGACUACCUGUCCACCUACGUGCACAACAAGCCGCUGGUGCUGUCCCUGCACGGGCCCGUGGGCGUGGGCAAGAGCCACCUGGGGCGGCUGCUGGCGGGACACUUCCGCCAGGUGGUGGGCGAGUCCCUGGUCCUGCAGUACUACGUGCUGCACCGCUGCCCCCAGGAGGCCCGGGCCCCGCAGUGCGCCCGAGACCUGCGCGCCCUCAUCUCCGCCAUGGUGGAGCGGGCGGAGGAGGAGGAGAAGAUCCCGCUGCUGGUGUUCGACGAGGCGGAGCACAUGCACCCAGACCUCCUGGACGCGCUGCACGGCCUGGUGGCGUCCAAGCAGCCCAAGCACUUCCUCAACGCCGUCUACGUCUUCCUCAGCAACCUGGGCCACCGCGACAUCACCAAGCACGUGCUGCACAACGUCUCCGCGGCGACCGCCUCCGCCCGUCGCCACGACGACCCGCUCCGGGAUCUGACGCCGGCGCUGCGGGGGUCCCUGGAGAAGCGGCACGCGCUGUGGACGCAGGCGGACAUCCUGCCGCUGGGCCUGCUGGAGAAAAGUCACGUGAUGCAGUGCUUCCUGGAAGAGAUGACCCGCGAGGGAUUCUACCCCGACCGCCCGCACGUGGAGACGCUGGCCGGCGAGGUGGAGUACUAUCCCGCCGCGGGGGGCUGGGAGUAUUCCGUGACGGGCUGCAAGCAGGUGGUGGCCAAGGUCAACCUGCUGUGAAGAUUGGAACCAGAACUUUCCCGGAAGUUCUCCUUCCGGCCAAGACACAACCACGCUGUGUGAGCUUCAAUACGUCUCACGUUUAUCAGGUACUUAAGUGAAGGACACAACUUUUAACAGUCAGAAAAUCGUUCGUUAGCGUGCUAGCUACACAAGCUAAUGGCUAAUAUGCUAGCUUUUUGAUUGAUUGAAACUUUUAUUAGUAGAUCACACAGUCCAGUACAUGUUUUGUACACUUCACCACUAAAUGGUGACACCCCAAUAAGUUUGUCAACUUGUUUAUAAAGGCUGACUGAAAUGAGAUGUUCUUAUUUAAACGGGGAUAGCAGCUCCAUUCUGUGUGUCAUACUUCAUCUUUUCGCCAUAUUUUUGCUGAAAGGAUUUAGUAGAGAACAUCCACGAUAAAGUUUGCAACUUUUGGUCGCUAAUAAAAAAUUAGCACUAUAGAGAUGUUGAAGUGUGAUAAUAUGUCAAUUAACAACAAAAAAUUGCAUCAGAAAUGUUGAAGUGUGAUGAUAAUCUCUCAUCAUCUCUCAUUUACUAACAAAAAAUAGCAUUAAAGAGAUGUUGAAGUGUGAUGAUAAUCUCUCAUCCUUUCUCAUUUACCAACAAUAAUUAGCAAUAUUGAUUGAUGAUAUACAAAUAUUGAGGUGGGAUGAUAAUCCCCCAUUAAAUCUCUCAUUUACCAACAAGAAUUAGCGCUAUAGAGAUGUUGAAGUGUGAUGAUAUUCUACACCAACAAAAGUUAGCAUUAUAGAGAUUGAAGUGUGACGAUUACACCAUUACACCAACAAGAAUUAGUGCGGUAGAGAUGUUGAAGUGUGAUAAUCUGUCAAUUAACAACAAAAAAUUGCAUCAGAGAUGUUGAAGUGUGAUGAUAAUCUCUCAUUAUCUGUCAUUUAACAUCUGUAGAGAUGUUGAAGUGUGAUGAUAAUCUCUCAUCGACUCUAAUUUACCAAUAAGAAUUAGCGCUAUAGAGAUGUUGAGGUGUGAUGAUAAUCUCUGAAUUAACAACAAAGAUUUGCAUUAUAGAGAUGUUGAAGUGUGAUGAUAAUCUCUCAUCGUCUCUCAUUUACUAACAAAAAAUAGCAUUAAAGAGAUGUUGAAGUGUGA